UAUGUGAACCUCGAACGUUAUCUUUUUCUGUUUGAGGCGGAACAUGAAGUGAAACACAGUACAGAAGAACGUUAAUUAUCCAACCGAGGCAAGACAAAGGGCUAUUUUUAAGCUUCUAGGCUCUGUCACUUCCUUCUUCAGGCCCAGUCUUCACGUUCGAAUGUUUCUCUUCCCAAAAAGAGACUGUGGUGGUGGUACCUUUUAGUUUGUACUAAUCAACAGAGAAAACUCAUUAAUGGAGAAACUGAAAGUGUCUGCUAAGAAUGAUCCUGCUGCCAGCAGUGAUCAGGCAGACUCAUUUCCAAUAUUCAAAAUGCGAGACAGUCAGAAUGUUGGACUGCAGAACAGUAGAAGAGUGGAAGAUGAUGCAAAAGCUGUAAGAUUGGAUGGAGGUUCUGUAAUUGUUCCCUCUAAUUCUGCAAACAGUAAGGAACCUAUCAACAAGUGGAUGGCAUUUGCAAAGAAGCCUGGUUUCACAGUUGAUGGCAACUCAGCAACAAAGGAUAAAAGUACAAGCGAAGAUAAUUACUCGAGGAAUCAUCUAAACGAGAAGUCGUCUUCUAUUGUAACCGAAGCAAACAUAGCUGAGAGAACUGCUGAAUGGGGUCUUGUGGUGAACUCGGGGAAUUUCAAAGCAUUAGGGGGAGAGAAUACAAGUGGCUCUUUUGAUGGUGACAGAAGCAGAAACUUGUCAGAUAGAUUUGUUGAACCGACACGGACGUCAGGGGAGUCAAACUACGGAUCUGAGUCAUCAUCAGGGGUGUUUCCAAGGGUGUCGCAAGAGUUGAAGGAAGCAUUGGCGACGCUGCAACAGACAUUUGUUGUCUCAGAUGCAACCAAACCAGAUUGCCCAAUCAUGUAUGCCAGCAGUGGCUUUUUUACUAUGACAGGCUAUUCUUCAAAGGAGAUUAUUGGAAGGAACUGUCGAUUUCUUCAGGGGCCUGAGACCGACAAGAAUGAAGUGGCCAAAAUUCGGGAUGCAACUAGAAAUGGAAGAAGUUAUUGUGGCAGACUUUUAAACUACAAGAAAGAUGGAACUCCAUUCUGGAAUCUUCUCACUAUCACCCCCAUCAAAGAUGACCAUGGCAAUACUAUCAAAUUCAUUGGAAUGCAGGUUGAAGUGAGCAAGUAUACAGAAGGCGUGAAUGAAAAGGCAUUACGACCAAAUGGAUUACCUAAGUCAUUAAUUCGUUAUGAUGCUCGUCAAAAGGAGAAAGCUUUGGGUUCUAUCACUGAGGUUGUCCAAACCGUUAAAGACCCAAAAUCAAUUAUUAAUGAUAGGAAUGGUGAUACUGCUGCCAAGCCUGAAGAACAAGAGAAGUUCAAUUUUGAUUUUGUUUUGCCAAAGUCUGCUGAUAUUGGGAAUACAAACACACCUGGUAGACAAGCUUCUCCACUUUACAUCCAACGCAUGAGUUCUAGUCAGGAUAAGAGCAGGACAUCACAAUCAGGACGGAUUUCUUUCAAGGGUUUAAAAGGGAGAUCUCUGAGUUCUGCAGAGGAGAAGUCCAUAGUUGAACCUGAGGUUUUGAUGACCAAGGAAAUAGAGUGGUCUAACAAUUUGGAGCAUUCACUAAGAGAGAGGGACAUAAGGCAGGGAAUUGAUCUAGCAACCACAUUGGAGAGGAUAGAAAAGAACUUUGUGAUUUCUGAUCCUAGACUUCCUGAUAACCCAAUUAUAUUUGCAUCUGAUAGCUUUCUUGAACUUACGGAAUAUACACGAGAAGAAAUUUUGGGACGAAAUUGUCGGUUUCUUCAAGGACCAGAAACAGAUCAGGCAACUGUUUCCAGGAUAAGAGAUGCUAUCAGAGAACAAAGGGAAAUCACUGUACAGUUGAUAAACUAUACUAAGAGUGGAAAAAAGUUCUGGAAUUUGUUUCACUUGCAACCUAUGCGUGACCAAAAGGGUGAACUUCAAUACUUCAUUGGUGUUCAACUAGAUGGAAGUGAUCAUGUAGAACCCUUAAAAAACCGCCUGUCUGAGACAACUGAGCAACAAAGUGCUAAGUUGGUGAAAGCCACAGCAGAAAAUGUUGAUGAAGCUGUCCGAGAACUUCCGGAUGCCAACUUGAGACCAGAAGAUUUGUGGGCAAUUCAUUCCCAACCCGUCUUUCCACGACCUCACAAGAAGGAAAAUCCUUCUUGGAUAGCGAUACAAAAGGUAGCUGCAAGAGGUGAAAAAAUUGGCCUGCAACAUUUUGUGCCCAUAAGGCCGUUGGGUUGUGGAGACACUGGCAGUGUUCAUUUGGUGGAACUCAAAGGUACUGGUGAACUAUAUGCAAUGAAGGCAAUGGAAAAGUCUGUGAUGCUAAAUCGUAAUAAGGUUCACCGCUCAUGCAUUGAGAGAGAGAUUAUAUCAUUAUUGGAUCAUCCUUUUCUUCCAACACUAUACACCUCAUUUCAGACUCCUACACAUGUAUGUUUGAUUACUGACUUCUUUCCUGGAGGAGAGUUGUUUGCAUUGCUUGACAAGCAACCAAUGAAGAUUUUCAAAGAAGAAUCAGCGAGAUUCUAUGCGGCAGAGGUUGUCAUUGGUUUGGAAUAUCUCCACUGUUUAGGUAUAAUUUACCGUGACUUAAAGCCUGAAAAUAUCUUACUUCAGAAGGAUGGUCAUGUUGUAUUAGCUGAUUUUGAUCUAUCAUAUAUGACAUCUUGUAAACCACAGGUUGUGAAGCAAGCGAUACCUGGUAAAAGAAGAUCACGAAGUGAACCACCACCAACAUUUGUUGCAGAGCCAGUUACACAAUCAAACUCAUUCGUUGGAACUGAAGAAUACAUUGCUCCAGAAAUUAUAACUGGAGCUGGGCAUACUAGCGGUAUAGAUUGGUGGACCCUUGGUAUCUUGUUGUAUGAGAUGCUCUAUGGUCGUACACCAUUCAGAGGAAAGAAUAGACAGAAGACAUUUUCCAACAUCUUACACAAGGAUCUUACCUUUCCAAGCAGCAUCCCGGCUAGUCUUGCAGCCAGGCAGUUGAUUAAUGCACUACUCCAAAGAGACCCAACAAGUCGUAUAGGUUCAACCACUGGUGCCAAUGAAAUCAAGCAACAUCCUUUUUUCCGUGGAAUCAAUUGGCCUCUUAUCCGCAACAUGACUCCACCCCCAUUAGAUGUUCCUCUUAAAUUGAUAGGAAACGAUCCCGUGGCAAAGGAUAUAAAGUGGGAAGAUGAUGGAGUGCUAGUUAGCUCUAUUGAUAUGGAUAUUUUUUGACGGUUUGCACUGUUCACUCAGGAUCUUUGGUCAGCAUCUUAUCUGAUUUCAUGCUGCAACGAUCACGGGGUCUAAGUCAUUCAAGUGUAAUAGUGUCUGUUGAUUUGGUUAUGGUCCAAUACUACCAUCAUGUGAUCUGCCAAUAGACAACUUCAAACAAAUUCUAAGUUAUGUAGGAUUAGCAGAAAAGUAGAAUGUACAUUGAAUAAAGUCAUUUUCCGAUAGAAACAAGCAUCCUAGUUAUAUGCUCAUCGACGAUACAUCAAUAAUACACUUUUGUAUAUGGCUUAUUAAAAUAUCAUACAUAUUACUAGUUAUUUUGAUUA
This is a messenger RNA of Glycine soja, 3534 nucleotides long. Its product is annotated as phototropin-2-like. Gene Ontology annotation, biological process: protein phosphorylation. The record is from RefSeq and is a predicted model, not a curated record. Lineage: Eukaryota; Viridiplantae; Streptophyta; Magnoliopsida; Fabales; Fabaceae. The transcript has 23 exons. Gene Ontology annotation, cellular component: nucleus; cytoplasm; plasma membrane. Gene Ontology annotation, molecular function: protein serine/threonine kinase activity; ATP binding. Bases 236 to 3208 code for a protein of 990 amino acids.